Molecule: messenger RNA, 465 nt
Organism: Penicillium malachiteum
Lineage: Eukaryota; Fungi; Ascomycota; Eurotiomycetes; Eurotiales; Aspergillaceae
Exons: 1
Coding region: 1-465 (154 amino acids)
Source: RefSeq, a predicted model, not a curated record
AUGCUAUGCACUAGACGCUUCGCACGGCUUGAGCAUAAAGUUGAAAGCCUGAUGAAAGAACUGGAGAUAAAACAACAACAACAACAACAACAGACCCACCCGUCAGACCCAUUUCAUGUGGGCCAGGCCGUUAGCCAGGAGCCGUCCCCGGGCUCGUCGAGUGAGCAUGGAAGAGAUGUUAUGCUCCCGACUAGCUCAAUGCUGUUGAAUAAUGAUCCCUACCGAUCACAUAUGCAGCCUUUGCAAGUCAGUGAGAAUGACAUGGGCUCCUGUGUUGUCCGUUAUCGAGCUGAGAUGGCUCCACACUUCCCAUUUGUUGCCAUUCCAGAUAUCCCGCCCGCAAAGCUGUAUGCCGAAAGGCCAUUCCUCUUCAAAGCCAUGGCUAUGGUUACUUCCUAUAAAGACCGCUCAUUUCAGCAUCAAUUUGGGACUAAAUUGACGGAAGAAGUUGUAAACGCUUGCUAG